CAGCCCCACUAACCCCGAGAUUCGCGCGCUUGCCUCCCUAUGGCCGGGAUCGCCCCUCCCAGGCCCUCGGUCUGUCUACUGGGGGCGCGCGCAGUGCGUGGCAGGCGGUAGCGGCGCUGGCGGCUGAGAACGCGGGUCGUGCGGCGGAGCGUGGUUGCUAGGGGCGCCUGAGCCCUCCUGCCUGUCCCGCAGGCCAAAGGAGGAAGCCGCGCGGAGCCGGCGCCGAGUCGGGAGAAGCGGGUCCACUAGGCUGACAGACUUCAAGGAUGCAGCUAUUACUGGAGAUGUGUGGCACCUUACCUGAGCCAGGCCAUGAGGCCAUGUUGCCAUGAUGUGGGCCCCUCAUGGCCUCAGCAGGAACUGAAUACUACAGUAUUGGCCAGGGAAAUAGCUUCACGCAGAGGGGUCCCUCUGGCAAAGUAUCUGCCCCACCAUCUGAGAAACCCUCUGAGGGCAAAGUCUGGUCUCAGUUUCAUCAGCAGGCGAAGACAGUCUGGAAGCUGGAGAAGCACGUAGGCACCCUUUCAGCAGGAUUGGACCUACACCUCUUGGGUUUCCCAAACGAGCCAGCGUAUUUCUUUUGUCCCAGCACUUCAUGUAGCUUUGGGACCACAGCUGCCCUUGCAGGCCACAGCAACACCUGUUACCUGCCUUCUGUCCCGGACUUGUUCAGCAGUACCCUGCUGUACCGCCGCUUCAACCAUAGGCACAAAACACAUCAGCAGCUGGAGUCUUUCUGCUUACGUUCAAGCCCGUCAAAAAAAAGACCUUUUUCUGUCCCUCAAAAGAGCCUCCUUGUCAGACUCACUGCCAAUAAGGCCACUUCUUCCACGGUCUCCCCCAUGGCCCAGCCUGUGGCAUCCUCAUCCAUAGAUCCAUACCUCACACUGGGAGCAGCUGGGGAAAACCCUUCAGGGAAGAGGCUGGCUUCUGCCUUCUCAGGGAAGAUCCCAUCUCCACUCUCCUCCCCUUCACCCUCCUAUAAGCCCAUGCUAAAUAACUCCACGGGGCCAAAUAGCACUAAAGUGCCUUUAUCACUGGCCACAGAGGGCCUGAAGCCAUUAUCCUCACCCAAGAUCCAACUUGUGUCCUGGCAUCAUUCAGGGGGCACUGGAGACUGUGCAUUCCAGCCUAUUGAACACAAGGUACCCAAGAGCAAUGGCAUUGUCGUACAUGGUGCCCUUGCCCAUAGCACCCUGUCUACUCCUAGCUCCUUAGACAUGUCUACCACCAGUGUUGCCUCCCCCCAGUACAACCACAGUAACUUAGUCAUGAGGAUAAAGCCACAUCCCUGUGGCCUGAAUGGCGACCCUGUUUCCCAGGCUCUGACCAAGGAGGCUCGGUUCACUGAGGCUGUGAGGCAGUUGACUGCAAGAGGCUUUGAGAAGCCGAGGCAAGGCUCCCAGUUUGAACAGUCUUGUUUUGUGAACCCGAGUUUGCAAUGGGAUCUCCUCAACAGGAACAGGCAGUGGAAACCUCCUGUGGUAGGCCAGCAGUUCCCCCAGGAGGGUGCCCCAGCAGACAAUAGGAUCCUCCCUGGAGCCUCAGACACCUUGGAGUUGGACAAUACAGUCUUUUGUACCAAACGCAUCAGCAUUCACCUCAUUGCCUCACACACCAGUGGGCUCAGCCAUAGCCCUGUCUGUGGGUCUGCGGUCGACUCCCCACUACACGGAGAAGACAAGACGCCAGUGCUGCCUUCUCCCCCUCAGCCCUGUGACCUAGCAGAUGUGGCCACCCACCUCUCUUCCAUCCAUUUGGACCAGCUUGGGAAGGAGGAGCCUAUAGAAGCCAGGGAGCUGGACUCACCUGCUAAGGAUAUUGGUUCAGCUGCUGACCUCCAGCCAGACCAGGUUGAGGCUGACGAUCUAGAAGAAGAGCUGGUAGAUGGUUUGGAAGACUGCUGCAGCAAUGAUGGGAAUGAAGAGGAGGGAGACUCAGAGUGCUCCUCAUUCCGUGCUGUCUCUUCCAGCGAGUCGAUAGCAGUGAUCUCUCGGGGCUGCAAUGAGGCUCUGACCAAACCUCUUUCCAAUGAGAAAGUUGUCCGGCCAGCCCUUAUCUACAGUCUCUUUCCCAAUGUGCCUCCUACCAUCUAUUUUGGCACUCGAGAUGAGAAAGUGGAGAAACUUCCCUGGGAACAAAGGAAGCUGCUGCGGUGGAAGAUGAGCACAGUGACCCCCAACAUUGUCAGACAGACCAUUGGACGGUCCCACUUCAAAGUCAGCACGAAAAAUGAUGACUGGCUGGGCUGCUGGGGUCACCACAUGAAGUCUUCUAGUUUCCGAUCUCUUCGGGGGCACCAGAAGCUAAACCACUUCCCAGGUUCAUUCCAAAUUGGGCGAAAGGACCGGCUGUGGCGGAACCUAUCCCGCAUGCAGAACUGCUUUGGCAAGAAGGAGUUCAGUUUCUUCCCCCAGUCCUUCAUCCUGCCCCAGGAUGCCAAGCUCCUGCGCAAAACCUGGGAGAGCAACAGCCGCCAAAAGUGGAUUGUCAAACCACCAGCAUCAGCUCGGGGCAUUGGCAUCCAGGUCAUUCACAAAUGGAGUCAGCUCCCCAAGAGAAGGCCCCUUCUGGUACAGAGGUAUCUACACAAACCCUACCUCAUCAGUGGCAGCAAAUUUGAUCUGCGAAUCUAUGUUUACGUCACCUGCUAUGAUCCUCUACGGAUUUACCUCUUUUCAGAUGGACUCGUCCGCUUUGCCAGUUGCAAGUAUUCCCCUUCCAUGAAGAGCCUUGGUAACAAGUUCAUGCACCUGACCAACUACAGUGUCAAUAAAAAGAAUGCUGAGUACCAGGCCAAUGCAGAUGAAACGGCCUGCCAGGGCCACAAAUGGGCACUGAAAGCUUUGUGGAACUACCUGAACCAGAAAGGAGUCAAUAGUGAUGCCAUAUGGGAGAAGAUAAAGGAUGUUGUUGUCAAAACCAUCAUCUCGUCAGAACCCUACGUGACCAGCCUGCUGAAGAUGUAUGUGCGGCGGCCCUAUAGUUGCCACGAGCUCUUUGGUUUUGACAUCAUGCUGGAUGAGAACCUUAAGCCCUGGGUCCUGGAGGUCAACAUUUCCCCAAGCCUCCACUCUAACUCUCCAUUGGACAUCAGCAUCAAAGGCCAGAUGAUCCGUGACCUUCUGAACCUGGCAGGCUUUGUUCUGCCCAACGCAGAGGACAUUUCCAGCUCCAGCUGCUCCAGCAGCUCCACCAGCCUGCCCGCCUCCCCCAGGAACAAAUGUCAAAUGGCCCCAGAGCAAAUCACUGCACAGAAGUUGAAGAAAGCCUAUUACCUGACCCAGAAAAUUCCUGAUCAGGACUUCUAUGCAUCUGUGCUGGAUGUCCUGACACCAGAUGACGUUCGGGUUCUGGUCGAGAUGGAAGACGAGUUUUCCCGCCGGGGUCAAUUUGAACGAAUAUUUCCUUCCCGAAUUUCUUCUCGCUAUCUCCGCUUUUUUGAGCAGCCACGAUAUUUCAACAUUCUCACCACCCAGUGGGAACAGAAGUACCAUGGCAACAAGCUCAAAGGAGUAGAUCUGCUUCGGAGUUGGUGCUACAAGGGGUUCCACACAGGAGCCAUCACUGAGUCUGCUCCAGUGUGGUCUCUCCCGACAUCACUUCUGACUGUCCCAAAGGGUGAUGUGAUGGUCAGUGCUUUCUCCAAAUCGGAGACUGGCAAGCUGGGGAAACCCAUUUCCUCAAAAGACAGUGAAGACACCAGCAAAGAGCCCAGCCUCUCCAAGCAGAUGUUACCUGUGAACAAAUACUCUGGGCGGACUUUGAGACUCUCUGCUUCCCCUAUCUCCCAGUCAACUGGUGACUCCCUCCUGGCUGCUGUGAGCCCAUGACUGGCCUCUUUCCACUAGCCCCUGCCCAGGAGCACUGGCGUAGCUACCUCAUGGGAACUGGCCAGCCUGAGCCUCUGCCCCCUCACCUUCCCCCUCUUCAGAGUAUUUUUUUGAAGCAGUGAAAUUACAGAGAUGGUUAUCUGGAAGGUUGGUGGGGUGGUGGGGACAGGGAGAAGGUGAAGAAGGUUCACUGGCUGGUACCUCAUAUCUCAGCAGAGAAGCCAAUGACAGCUACUCAGCCUUAUAAAGCAGGGUUUGCUUUCUACCUUCAGAGAGCUGUGUGUGGUUUGUUUUAGGCCGUGGUGCAGUGAUUGAAUUCGAGUUCAAGAGGAGAAAACCUAGUGAACCUGUUUGGGUCUGAAGUCCUUUGUAGUUGAGGAGGUUCCUCUGAAGGUUCUCAUUUCCUCAGGUCUUCCGUCCGCUCCCUCCCUUCCCUUUUAUCCUGAGAAGUCACUUUCAGAAACCUUCAAACUUCCUCAGUAGACAGACAGGGAGAGGCGAUGACAUGGUGAAACCAUGUCCUAUCAUGCUAGUCUUGGGAGCUUCACCACCUGUAGACCGUUUGUCUUUACAUAUAUCCACCCAGCCAGUGGCCCUGGGUCUUCCUAUUCUGACCUCAUAACACUACUUAGUCAACCUUCUAGACUUCUCAGUCAUGGAUGUUUCCUCUUCAACUCGUGGCUUUCUGAGGGUGAGAGCCAAAUUGUGAAUUUCUUGUGGCCUCAGUGAAGGAGCCUGGAUAAUCCCACUUGCUGUUGUCUGUCAAUGGACACAGUCUGGGAGAGAGCAGAAGGAGCUGUGAUUUCCCCAUAACCUAGGAAGGCUCAUGAUCUCUUUACUCCCUUCACUGUCUCUGAUUAAUGGGGUCUGGCUCACAGGUCGCUAGGGCAAGCAGAGUCUGGUGGCAUAGCAGGUGGAUUUCAGAAGCAGUCAUUCAUUGAAGGAUGGGCUUCCACACACUGCUGCCUAAACUCUUGUACUCUUAACUGAAUCUACCUCCCUCCCUAAGACUCAGUAAAACAGUGACUGUUCAAUAAAUGUUUGAAUGAACUGUA
Myotis lucifugus (little brown bat) is the source of this 4888-nucleotide messenger RNA. RefSeq names its product tubulin tyrosine ligase like 4 (gene TTLL4). The record is from RefSeq and is a predicted model, not a curated record. Lineage: Eukaryota; Metazoa; Chordata; Mammalia; Chiroptera; Vespertilionidae. Gene Ontology annotation, molecular function: tubulin binding; tubulin-glutamic acid ligase activity. Gene Ontology annotation, biological process: microtubule cytoskeleton organization; protein polyglutamylation. Gene Ontology annotation, cellular component: cilium.